GGCUACAGCUCAGCCAUCAAUGCUGUCGAGUGUUACAGACAGGAAGAGGAAGACAAUAUGUACGAAGGAAUCUUCAAUUUCUUUAUAUUGAACUAUAAUGUGAAUUAUGAAUGCCACUUACUACUCUGAAAAUAGUUCAGCUCCUUCCCUUUCUGCUGGCUGCUUGCUGCAAGCUGGACAUUAAACUUUUAUAUCUGUUUUGAACGGUUAGGGAGUGCUCUCCUUUUCUCCUGCCAACCUCUGCACUGUUCCCUCUAGAUUUAUUGGAAAUGUAACACACCUCUAAGGCAACCUGUUCACUGUCAACCUUUCUCUAAAUAUCCUCCUCUUUAUUUUUUAAGAGCCCUCGUUUCCAACCCCGUCUUCACCGCAAACUGCCUGGUCGGGUCGAAUCAAAGCAGAUUAAUGUGGUUAUUAGUGUUGGUUAAUGGUCAGGAUGUGAGGCGUGGAAUCAGAGAAAAUGCUGUUAACAUUGCCAUCAAACCCGAGGCCUUGAUUGAGUGGCUUUGCAGGGCAGCGUUGUGCCAGAGUAGCAAAUGAAAUCUCUCUCAUUGGCAUUCCUCCUGCGUCGCCUCAGUCCCUGUUUCUUCCCGGCGGCCAGCACUCGGUGUCUCAGCAGUCCUAGGCCCGGGUGUGCUGUCUGCUGAUAAUAAACAGCCCAACAACCGGGCCAGCGUCACAAAGGUUUGCUGAGUUAGAGCCCAGCCACCCAACUCUGUCUAUCUCUCUCAAAGGUUCCACCCUGUGUGAGGAGGUUGCUGCUGCUGUUACUCCACAUCCAGGCCUCCCCCACCCCUCCUCCGCCAGCGCAGGGCAGCCACACAAGCGUUGGCUCGAUUCCAGGGAGGCUCCGAUCCUGCAGCCACGUCAAUCACGUCUUCACCGCUGGGUAGCUAUCAAGCAUGCAGACAGACUACUCCUGCCUUUGAAUUUUGAACAGACUUCUGAGAUUAUGUGGUCUUGUUUUUUGCGAUAGUUUUUCAUGCUUGUUGGUUAUUUCUGGGGUCGCUCAUGUGUGCAUUCUUCAUGUAAAAGAGACUUUUUGUCCACCCAAGCGUGCAACACUCUCAAAACACACACACACACACACACACACACACACACACACACACACACACACACACACACACAAACAGAGAUGCCAGAGGGCUCAGGAUUAAUCUCAUGAGGUCUGAUCAGAGCGUUUUUUUUAAGCCCAUUGACUAGUUUGAUUCGGGCUCCAGGUGCUGUCUACUGAACUGUCUCAAACUCAGCAACUGCAUUUCAAAGUACGUCCUUGGUGAGGCAAAGAAAAGCGUAGGAUAAAUCAGCGUUGCGUAUGAAAUGUUGUCUUGCCUGCAAAGCAUAGCAUUGCUGUUGAACAAGUUGGUUACACAUACUGAUGAGCUGAGAGGCAUGCAGUAUGUAAGGACAGAACUUCCUCAAGCUGCACUGUGACUACGUGUAAUGUGAGAGGAGUUCUAAUGAUGAGCUCUGUUUUGUGCUGUACUGUCUUUCUGCUCAUUGUUUUAUUUAUCGCCCAUGACUUACUCGUAUGGUUCACUCUUACUGCUCUCAUAAACCCUGUUUUCAACAAAAAUGCUCUGAUAAACCCAAUAUACAGUACCUGGUCAGCAAACAGACAAAGUUGGCGGCUAGCUGGGGAACAUAGUGGAGCAUUUAGUAUCUAAAGAGGCAGAUAUUUCCCACGAGCUGGUGGAUAACAAAAUAGAUCCAAAAGGAGAGUCAACAUUGCUUUACAAUCAUUGGGUGACCUAACAAAUGACUCCAAAUGAAUGCUAAUGUUGUUCUGUCUACCUAUUGUUGUCUGAUAGGCAACUGUUUGUGACCACGAUCGCCAUUUCAACUUUACAAAUAUGUCAAUGUUGUGUUUUCAUCUCGUUGUGCUGGCCGAAAAAGUAAAUUUUUGCAGCUUUAAAUGUUUGUUUGGAUAAAGAUUGUGUGGAAGUAGCACCCGGUUUUAAAGAUAUCUAUUCAGGUUUGUUAUGUACAGGUGUAUGGAAAUGCACCUUGUAACUCAUUUAAUACCUCUCUUCUCACUCUUGUUUCCUUUUCAGUUUUUUCUUUUCUUUCCUGUCCCUCUACUGUUAUGCCUCUGCAGGCUUCCUGCUUCCAGAAAGCCCUUAAAUGACCCGACCGACAUCAUAUCCCUGUAGGUCUCCUUCCUACACACAAAUCAGGCUUACAUGAUCACGGAAAGAGAUGCAAGCAACGGCGUCCUUUUGUUUUCCUCCCUUCUCUCCCCUCCAGCUCUGCUACGCUGCAUUUCAUCAUCACGUCCCCCUACACUCUGCCUUUGUUCCGAGUUAAAUAAAUGGGUCCUGGGUUUCCGCCGAGUUCUCAUUUAGCCUAGGUGUGUUUGACCCUCUGGAUCCGAUUCAAUCACUGUCUACCCACAAGUAAUAUCCUCUGCCUGCCCUUAUCUCUAACUCCAAAUUACUGAGCUUCAGCCCUGUCCUACGAGCACCACAGAGGGAGGCGAGGGAACAAGGAGGGAGCCUCGUGAAGGCCAUACAAGGUAGCUGCCGGACAGAAAAAAGAUGAGACACCCAAUGAGGUUGCAGCGAUUCUGAGGACGUAGAUCCAGCUCCAUGCCCUGGGCUGGCAGGGAAAUUAGCGCUGCACAGUGCUCACUCAGUCAUCCAACUGGUGUGGCAUGAGGGAACAUUGUUUCGCCUCAUCUGCUGCACAUAAGGGAUCUGAUUUUGGAGUUGCAGCCUGUUAAAAUGUUAUCUCGCUCCAAGACAUUUGAGAAGGGUUUACUAUACUUUGUCAGUGAGAGAGAUUUCCCUCUCUGCUUUUUCCUCUUCCCUAAUUUGUGGGCUGCUGCAUUAUAGCUGGUGAUUGACGGCAUGCAAGUGUAUUCCAUACUUUUUAUGAUACAAACCAGUGUAGCAACUGUCAUAGGCAUGUACAUGGUCAUCUGCUCAACUGCUGAAUUAGCCUCGCCUCAUGUUGCUGCACCCCCUGUGUCACAGAACAUCCCCAGCCAAGUGUGUUCGACAAUGAGCUAAUGUGGCAGCGCCCUCGCCACUGUACUCCUAUGCUAAUCAACAAAAUAGCAUGAAGCACAAUCAUCAACAUGUUUCCCUAAGGUUUAUCCCCUCCAAAGCUCCCAGCCCAUCAGUCCUCCGUCCAUGCUGAUUCCCACAUAUUAUAACCUUUGCGUCAUCAUUUUCUGCUUUGCAUCGUAAUCCGUGUGUUAAUAAAGCUAAAGCACAUGAUUACUUGGUACAUCUGAAACUGGCUAAAUAUGUCAACAUCACAGUAGUGCUUUUAGGUUUUUUAAAACCCUCAUGCGACCACAGAAGUAACUCUGCACUGCAGAGCUCAGUGUUAACAUCACUCACUGUUCGUGUGGCUCUCUGCUAAUCUGUGUUCAAGGCAGCUUAGCCUGCUUGCCCACCCUGAAUGUCCCCGAGUGUGUCAAAGACCCACCACAGUGGCUUCUGGGAGCAUUAUGUUCCACAUCACGUUUUCUUUCUCCCUUUCUGUUCUUCCUUCGCUCUGUAAUUCUGCUCCUCUACUCCCUUGUCACAGUUUGAUCGUCUUAUCUCAUCUUUUCAUUUGAAUCUGCUGCCUUCCUCUUUCAUUUUCUCGUUCUCCUUCCUCCCUUGUUGUCCAAUGAUGGGCUAGAGGCUGCAAUGCAUGUGUGUUGUACUCCAGAGGCCUGAGGAUGAGCAAAUGUGGCACUCCCCUAUCGUCCUCUCCCUCUUCUCACUAGUCUCCCUUUUUGCUGUCACAUCUCCCACUACUCCUCUUCACUACUUUAUUUCCCAUUUCACUUAGCAUGUAUCUCUCCCUCACUCCCUCUGCCCGUCGCCUCUAAGAAUGAUGGGUAAUACUCGGGGAAUGGGGCUGGGUGACGGAUCAGAGAUCAGCUUCUCGACAGAAUCUGCCUUACCAUUUGCUCUUCUGAUGUUUGUGUAUGUGGUUGUUCGCCUUUGCGCCGGUGUGGGAAUAUGUGGAAGCUGCGGGGCGGCCCUCGUGGCCGGGAUGCCACUGUGUGCCGUGCCAGUCCACAGUGGACAGUGAGGGCCAGGAGGAGGGGGCCGAGUGCAGGACACUGAGAGGUGGCGGCCCGCACCAAACAGGAGAAAUGAACCUCUGCUGGAACGAGAUCAAACGCAAGUCCCACAACAUCCGGGUGCGGCUGGAGGCCUUCUCCGACAACAGCGGGAAGCUGCAGCUCUCUCUGCAGGAGAUCAUAGAAUGGCUGACCGCCAAGGACGAGGAGAUGUCGGAGCAGCUGCCCAUAGGAGGCGACGUGGGGGCCGUCCAGCAUCAGAGGGAGUUCCACCAGGCAUUCAUGGAGGAUGUCAAGUCUCGCGGGCCGUUCAUCUACUCAGUCUUGGAGUCUGCCCAGGCCUUUCUGGCUCAGCAUCCCUUCCAGGAGCCAGAGGAGACCCUGACUGAUGGAAAAGAGGUGUCUCCACGCCGGCGAAUCUUAAACGUGAGCCGUUCAGUGUGGAAGCAGGCAAACGUGGCCAGUGACCUGUGGGAGAAGUUGACUGCACGCUGUGUGGAUCGCCAUAGACACAUGGAGAGGACAUUAGAGCGUCUACUUCAGGUCCAGGCGGCGAUGGAGGAGCUGGCAGUGGCCCUGGAGCAGGCAGAAGGGGUGAGAGACGCCUGGGAGCCCGUCGGAGAUCUCUUCAUCGACUCUCUGCAGGAUCACAUAGACGCCACUAAGUUAUUUAAGGAGGAGCUAACCCAAGUGAAGGAGGGCAUGAAACACAUCAAUGAUCUGGCCCACCAGCUGGCUAUCUCCGAUGUCCAUUUGUCGAUGGAGAACGCCCGCGCCCUGGAGCAUCUCAACAGCAGAUGGAAAGUGCUUCAGGCUUCCAUAGAGGAGCGGCUGAAGCAGCUCCAGGAUGCACACAGAGACUUUGGCCCCGGAUCGCAGCACUUCCUAUCCAGUUCAGUGCAGAUACCGUGGGAGCGUGCCAUUUCCCCCAGCAAAGUGCCCUACUACAUCAACCAUCAGGCCCAGACAACGUGCUGGGACCAUCCAAAGAUGACAGAACUGUACCAAGCACUGGCGGAUCUGAACAACAUCAAGUUCUCAGCAUACAGAACAGCCAUGAAGCUGCGGAGAGUUCAGAAGGCUCUGAGAUUGGAUUUAGUGGCGCUGAGCAGCCUCGCGGAGGUGUUUCGGGAGCGGGAGCUGCAGCAGGGGGAGCAUGUGAUGGACGUGGUGGAGAUGAUCCACAACCUGACGGCUCUGUACGAGAGGCUGGAGGAGGAGAAGUCCAUCCUUGUCAACAUUCCACUUUGUGUCGACAUGUGUCUCAACUGGUUGCUCAACGUCUACGACAGCGCUCGUAAUGGCAAAAUACGCGUUCUCAGUUUCAAGAUGGGAUUGGUGAGCUUGUGCAAUGCAGACGUCCAAGAGAAGUACAAAUAUUUAUUCCGUCAGGUGUCUGGUCCUGGAGGUUUGACAGACCAGCGUCACCUCAGCCUGCUGCUCCAUGAAGCCAUCCAGAUCCCCCGACAGUUGGGUGAAGUCGCUGCUUUUGGGGGCAGCAACGUGGAGCCCAGCGUCCGCAGCUGCUUCCGCGUGGCCCCAGGGAAACCUUCCAUUGAGGUGUCUCACUUCCUGGAGUGGAUGAGCCUGGAGCCCCAGUCGAUGGUUUGGCUGCCUGUCCUGCACCGUGUGGCUGCUGCAGAGUCAACCAAGCACCAGGCCAAAUGCUACGUCUGCAAACAGUGUCCCAUCAAGGGCUUCAGGUAUCGCAGUUUGAAGCAGUUCAAUGUGGACAUCUGCCAGACAUGUUUUCUAACCGGCCGCACUACCAAGGGAAAGAAGCUGCACUACCCCAUCAUGGAGUACUACACACCAACGACCUCGGGAGAGAAGAUGAGGGACUUUGCCAAGACUCUGAAGAAUAAGUUCAGGUCAAAGCAGUACUUCACCAAGCACCCGCAGAGAGGUUACCUGCCAGUGCAAUCUGUGCUGGAAGCCGAGAACUCGGAGACGCCAUGCUCCUCACCCAAGCUGCCCCAUGCAGACACACACAGCAGGAUUGAACAUUAUGCCAGCAGAUUGGCUGAAAUGGAGAGCCAGAAUUGUUCAUUCUUCACGGAUAGCCUGUCUCCUGAUGAAAGUCUGGAUGAAGAUCAGUACCUCCUGCGUCACUCCAGCCCAGCCCUGGACCAUGACUCACCCUGCGGACAGCACAUGCUGCUGGCCCACCUGGAGCACCAGGACAAGGACCAGCUCCAAUGCACCCUGGCCCGCCUGGAGAAUGAGAACAGGGUGCUGCAGAGCGAGUACAGAAGGCUCAAGUGGAAGCACGAAGAGGCGGCGUCGGUUCCCAUGCUGACUGAGGCUGGAGAGGGUGGACCAGGUUCACCCACGGAGGAAGGGCAGCAGGAUGAGGAGCUCCUGGCCGAGGCACGGGUCCUUCGACAACACAAGACGCGUCUGGAGACCCGCAUGCAGAUCCUGGAGGACCACAACAAACAGCUGGAGUCCCAGCUUUGCAGGCUCAGGGAGCUACUGCUACAGCCCAAAGAUGACUCGGAAGCCAACGGAUCAGAGCCGUCAACCCUGUCUUCUCCUGUCUCUGGAGGGGGUCAUCACGGGGAGCCGGCCAGCAGAGAGACCACUGACACUGAAGCAGCAGGGGACGAUAUGGAGCAUGAACAAGAUACGGUGCUGCAGCUCCAGGAAGUCAUCGAGCAGCUAAGAAACGUCUUCCCUUCAGAACCGGGCACCACCUCACAUAUCUAACCCCGAGUGGGCCUGGAGUGAAAGCCUGAAAAGAAGCCUGAUGGCAGAGGGAUGAGCUCCAUACGGCUGAGGUCAGGCCACAGUACAGCAGGCCCUGUGACCACUGCAGCAGCUAUGAUACCCAGAGCUAACUCUCUCCUGGAAUCUGUGCACUAAAAGCCUUUUUCAUGCAAACUGCUACAGGCUCACGCUGAUGUCGGUUUGGCCAGGCUGUGCUUCAUCACUACAGUGGCGCAGCCUGACAUUAUGCUGACGAGCCAAAGGAAACUAACAUUAGCAGCAGGUCAGGGAGAGACUAAAGUAAAGGAACAUGCCCAGCCAAGACACUGUGCUAACCAGUACCUGUGUAGUUGUUAGAAGGUGUGAAGCUUUAUAUGUCCACAGCACAAAUUGGACCUUUCUUAAGGAGAACUUUAAAAAAUAGAAAAAAAGGAAUAAGAAGAAUAUCCCCUUGUUUUGUCAGAAUGCCUGUAUCGUCAGUGUUUUUUUUUUCCUCCUUGAAUGUGUUAUCAUGGUUGUUAUCUUUGUUUUUUGAAGGGAGGCAGCACGUCAAAGCUUGCUAGUAAACUAGAUCAGGGCUGGGCUGACUGCAAUUCAUGUGGCUGCGUGGUGCAGAUUGUCAGGGAGUUGACAGCACCCACAACGAGCUUAUUUACUUUGUGAGAAAGACACAUCAUCAGUUAAAUCCAUGAUUUAUUUAAGACAGCCAAAGUGCCCGCUAGCACAGCGCGUCUGUAUGCACACACUGUGUUCCUCUAAUCCUCUCAAACUGCUUGUCGCUCUUAUUGCUCCCCUUUCUUAAAUGAGCCCUUUACGCUCAUACAGAGCCACUUGCACUCACCGUACACGCGCACACACACACACACACACAUACACACGUAUGCUGCUACAUACACACUCCCUAUUUACAAUGCACGCUUUCCUCAUUGUGCGCAAAUGGCUCCUUCCAUGAUCAAUAACGUGCCAUGCUGCAUCACUAAAAAUACAGACACUUCCAUGAAAAUGGAGAUCCAUUUCAUCUCUUUGGCUCAAGGGAUUUAGGCACGCUCCCGUUUUGAGCCAAUUUGUAUUGUGGCUUUUGUUGAGGAAAUGUCUGCCGAUAAAUAUCAGCAUGCGGGCGUCGACUCUGGGAUCUUCUCCCGCUGUGUGCGGAGAAAGAGAGGGAAGGAGCUCCAGGCGAUAGUGCUGCAAGGCUGAAGCUUGCUUUCUCCUUAUAGCCCUCUUUCUACAUGCCUAAUUUUCCUUUGCUAAUGCGUACUUAAUUGCGAUUAGAUGUACAAAAAGACGAGUGGUUAAAAUAUCAUUGCCCUCAUUGUAUCAGGGUCGUAGGGUGCGUUCUGUUCUAGACAUAGCACAGUCAUUGAAUGCCUUAAAACCAAACUGAGUCCAUAUGAAACCAGAGUUCAUCUCUCUGGACUUCUUUUCUUCAUUGUGUUUUUAGAUUGCAUCAGGAGUGUGUGUGUUUGUGCGACACUGUUACUAACUGGAACAGGAACAAUGGAAAAGUGUCGAGAGCAGAGCAUCCAUACGUUGAAAACAUUUAAAUAGGGCUUUUAUGAAUGAGCCUGUGAUGCUCUGAAGAUCUGAGAAAUGAGAGGGGAAAGGGUCGACAGAAAAAAAAACAAUCCACCUAUUGCUAGAGGGCUGGUGGGAGAGAUUCACUUUGAUGGUCCUGCCACAGCGAAAUCUCCAGAAGCAGGAUGCCUGAAACGAGGAAGCUGUGGCUCUGUGUGUUUCUCAGCAAAUCCUACUGCCUCAUUCUCACAGAAAACAGAGAGAUUAGGAAAUUAUCUAAGACCUUAAAUGACACUCUGACCUCACUCACGAGUUUUAAACCCAUGUACUGCAUUUAUUACAGGCUUGCCCUCCAGGCACCCAGCGCUCAUAUUUUACACACUAUCCUCCUCAGCACUGGCUGCCCGUUUUGAUACUGUUGCUAGGGAACUGUCCCCAAGGACGCGGUUCCACAGGUUUGUGAGUUGUAAAGGUGAUGUGCCGCUCGUAAUACAAAUGUUAAUAGCCUUAAGGGAAGCGAGAGAGAGAGCUCCCUUCUCCUCUUCUUCACUUCCACCUCCACUGAAGCCUGUUGCUGUUCAGCUGCUGAUCAUUAGCAUCAGUUGAAUCCAUCUCCAGCAUCACUUAAGAUUGUUUUUCUGGUGAAACUCUCAAAAGUCAGAACAAAGAGUAGCAACUCGGCUCGUGGGUGAACAAAAGAAAAAAGCCACGACAAUGCAAUGUUUAUUCAUUCAUUUAUUGCUAUUCACACAUCUCAUUACACAUUCAUGAUCACUUUUAUCUCCAUACUUUGUGUGCGGAUACACAGAAUGAUGCAACAGUGACAGCGUGGAGAAAAAAAGAAGCAGAGGAACUCCCCACAGGGCUGCCUGUCAACACUGGUCUUGUUUAUUUAAAGGCAAUAUAGACGAGGCAGGUCGAGAUGAACACACCAGGUGGUUAUAUGACACAAACAGUUUGUCCCCAUGUUUUCUCUCUGCUGCCCUUUGACACCAGUGACUUUGAUGGUCCCCCAGCUGCAGUAGAGUCAUCUCUCAUUCACUGCGUGAUCAUCCGGUCCAUGCACUAAUUUCUAUACUGGUGGUGGCUCCCUAUAUUCCCUGCACCCGUUGAAACAGACCCUGCUCCCUGUGGCGUGACUGAAGCUGUGCGAUUGAAGAAAAAGGCUUUCCGCAGAGGCAAGAGUCACCCCAGAGGACACUGCUGUCUCUCUCCAGACUUCUGUUACUGCAUGUAGCCAACACGCUGACGGUCAUUACUCCCCUGCCUUUGUUUCACAACAUGUAGGCUAUCAUGCACCUAAGCUUACAUGACGACGAAUCAUCUAACCUCAAACAAGGUGUUGAUAACACUAAUACAUGUAUACACACACUCAUACAUUACUGGUGAACUGAGUUUUUUUUUUUUUUUUUUGUUAAGAUCACCAUUAACAUACCUCAUUAAUCAUUCAAAUGUUUAAUGGUUUUGAUUUAUGUCGAUGUCCAGCGCUCAAACACUUCUUGCUGUCUUUUCUCUGGAGUUUUUAAUCUGUAUAAAAAGUUUUCUGAAGAAAGGCUUUUUACUGUAAUAACAAGUGGGUUACUGGCUGCUUUUUACUCUUUGUGUACAGAAAUAAAAACUUUGUAUUUGGCAAA
Anarrhichthys ocellatus (wolf-eel) is the source of this 9885-nucleotide messenger RNA. It is a transcript of the gene drp2, whose product is annotated as dystrophin related protein 2. Gene Ontology annotation, biological process: synaptic signaling. NCBI's taxonomy places the organism in Eukaryota, Metazoa, Chordata, Actinopteri, Perciformes, Anarhichadidae. The transcript has 25 exons. The coding region runs from base 3929 to 6736 and encodes 935 amino acids. The record is from RefSeq and is a predicted model, not a curated record. Gene Ontology annotation, cellular component: plasma membrane. Gene Ontology annotation, molecular function: protein binding; zinc ion binding.